AUGUCUGAAUCAUUUCAAACCACCAAAACCACCCGUUCUACCCGUUCCAAAGCCAAAACUGAAGCAUCAAAGAUCAUUAGUGAUGUUGUACCCCUUACCACCAUGCAUGCAAGUGACAUUCAACCUCAAUCAGAUGUUGCAGAGAAAAAGGGAAAAACAAAAUCUGUUGAAAAGAAGAGGAAAACGGCAAAAGUAAGUGAAACUCUUUCUUCUACUGUUGUUGAAUCUGAAAUUAAGGGUUCUAAAAAGAAAAGAAGAAAUUAUGAGUCUAGAAUCCCUCUUACUAUGUCUGAUUUGGUGUUUGAAUCAAAUGUUACCACAUCUGUGGAAACAUCUGCAAAACCUGUUAUUGACCCUUUGAACCCUAAAUCUGAUGAGGCGAAAAUUGGUGAAACUGUCAACCCUAGUUCAGUUGAAACCAAAACCACUGAGAACCCAACCACUGUUGACCCUAAAUCAUCUGAGAAUUUAGGGAAUGUUGCUGUGAAUGAUGUUGUUGUCUCUUCUGAUAAUGUGCAAGCUGAUACUCAAAAUAAUCCUGAACCCACUGAUGAACCAACCCUUGCUGAGAUUAUGAUUAAAAUGGCAAAUCAAACUGUCCCAGAAAAAGAUGCUGUACCAGUUGUUGGGACAUCUUUGAACCCACAGAAGGUUGUUGAUACUGUGUUGGAGGAAACUGCUCUGAAAAAUGAUGUUGAGAAAGAUGUUGGGACAACUGUCACACCAUCAGUCUCUUUUGAUGAAGACUCAGAUCCUGAUGAGGAAGGUACUACAGAAACAGAAGAAGAUACUCAGUCUGAUGAGAGCAAUCAAGAUACUCCUACUGGUGAAAAGGACAAUGCUGCUGAUAAGUCUCUGGAUACUGGUAAGGAAAAGACAGAUGUUGUUGAUGUUGACACAUAUGAACUUGUAAAGAGGACUCCCAUUAAGCCUCUUGGUGGAAUAACAAAAAGGUUGAGAAGUAGCUCUGGACAUGCUAUCCCUACUUCUAGCACUGCUACUGCACCUAGAUCCAAAACCACUGGUGUUGGACCUAAGAAAGGAUGGAGUAAGGUUUCUGUUCCUUCAAGCAAGAAGAAGGAAAGUUUAAAAAGGAAGAAAGCUUCCUCAAGUGACACAGAUUAUGAUGUUGCAGAAGAUGUUCCCCACAUCUCCUCCCCCAUAUCCAAAAAGAAGUCUGCUGUAAAGAAGUCUAGCCAAGCUGUUGAAGAAGCACCCUGUGACAACAUUUCAUUCCAUCGUGCUGCCUUUGCCCAAAGAUGGGACUUUGUCUAUUUUAGAAGAUUGGCUGUAGAAAGAGAACUGACUAGAGAUGCCCUCAAAAGUCAGGACAUCUUUGACCUCAUCAAAGAUGCAGGGUUGCUGAAAACUAUAAGUGAGUUUAGUGCUUGCUAUGAACUGCUGGUAAAAGAGUUUUUGGUCAAUAUUCCUGAAGAAUGUGACAAUCCACUCAGCAAAGAUUAUCACAAGGUGUAUGUCAGAGGUAAAUGUAUCAACUUUUCUCCUACUUUGAUCAAUGAAUAUCUAGGAAGAACUGUUGAAUCUAAGCCUGAGCUGGAAGUAAGCAACAAUGCUGUUGGUUCUGAGCUUACUGGUGGCAAGAUCAAGGUAUGGCCCAAAAGCAAUCUUAUACCCACAAGCAAAUUGAUUGUCAAGUAUGCCAUCCUGAAUAGGAUAGGGUCUACAAAUUGGGUGCCAACCACACAUGCAACAAAUGUUGCCACAGGUUUGGGUCGUUUUAUCUAUACCAUAGGAACCAAAUUUAAUUUUGAUUAUGGAUCCUUUAUAUUUGACCAAACUGUUAAACACAUUAGAUCCACUGCCAUUAAGAUGCCCAUUGCAUUUCCCUCUUUACUGUGUGGUAUUAUUUUGCAUCAACACCCUGAUAUAAUCAUUGCAACUGAUGCUCCCAUGAAAAGGCCAAAGGCUUUUACUUUUCAUCAUAAGCUGUUUGGAAACCAUAAUGUGGCAGACAUUGUUGGGACAUCACACCAGUCUACUGGUGCAACUGCCCUUAUGUCCAGAUCAGAGAUCAUUGCUGCUCUAAAAAGUCAGUGUCAGGAGCUGGAUAAGCAGAAGGACAAGAUUGAGGAGAAGAAGCUGAUGUUUGUCAGAAUGAUCCAGACUUUGGAGGCUGAGGAUGCUGCUGUAAAAGACAAUGCUGUUGCUGAGGGUGAGCCUAAAGAUGAUGAUGAGGAUGAGAACUCUGAUACUGUGAUUGCUACAGAUGUUGAAGAUGAUGACUCCAGUGACAGUGCUGAAGAAUGA
Messenger RNA from Trifolium pratense (red clover), 2268 nucleotides. RefSeq lists its product as uncharacterized. The coding region runs from base 1 to 2268 and encodes 755 amino acids. The transcript has a single exon. The record is from RefSeq and is a predicted model, not a curated record. NCBI's taxonomy places the organism in Eukaryota, Viridiplantae, Streptophyta, Magnoliopsida, Fabales, Fabaceae.